AAUCGUUAUCAAUUAUACUGUGCAAAGUCAUACAAUGACACCAACAAUGUACGCAACGGUAGAUAACAGAGAGCAGUAAGGUAACAGAUCCCUCAGCAGUCAUUGCAAUGGUGUGUCCAAUCUGUGUUUAUUUGUGAUUACACUGACGCCGACUGAAAAUGGCAGAAGGCAGGAUUGAUCGUACCAUGUCAGACACCGGAAGAUUGUCAAUACAUAACAGCAUGUACAGCAGUAACUCGCGGACUUCUUUCGAAGGUGUUUCCGUGGAAGUCAGCAAUAUAAUGACCAUGCUGGGAUACGGGGAAGAGAUCAGACGGAGGCGUGUUCAAAAGUACAGGGAACUUGAUAUGCGGUGGAACGAAAGAAUGGACCUUUUUACUAUUAUCACAGCUGGCAGCAAAGCCGAAGGGCUUACCAGCUGGGUAGAAAGCGAUUAUGACAUGUUAUAUGUGCCGAAAAGUACCCUCUGUGUGGAAGCUGGAGUUGAUCUACACUCCAUACCAGACUACAUGGAAGUAUACAGGAUGGAUACUGAUGUAUACCCAGGGCACUGCAGGAUGUUACUGGAGAGAACAUAUCCCCAAUCUUUGCUUAAAAGUGCUCUUUGUGAUGACGAAAAAGGGAACACUUUGUUAAGCAGCGCUUUAGUUCUUGAUACGUUAUGCAGCGCUUUAGUUCUUGAUAUGCUUUCAAAAAUGAAAUUUGAGAGAGUUCCACUUGAACGCGCGGGGCCUUCAUUACCGUUAUCAGUUGGACAAGAUUUAAAUUUCGACAUUGUGUUUGCAAUACGCUGUCAAUGUCCAGGCAUAAUGCAGAGAUGGACUGAACGACCCCGACAUUGGCCGCCACCGGAUGUCGUGCAGAAAGUCGUAUCGUUGGGAUCUUUAGUUACGCCGGUGGGUUUUAAAGGCAGUGCAAACAAAAACUUAGAGUGGAGAAUGUGCUUUAACAUGGGUGAAACGGAACUCGUAAGCAAUCUUAAUGGCCCUCAGGCAAAAUUGUAUGUAAUCCUUAAAAUGAUUGUAAAAGAAGUUCUGAAACCAACUAAUAAAGAAAUAACAUCCUAUGUGCUGAAAAAUAUAAUAUUUUGGCAAGCUGAAAGCAAUUCACCCGCUAUGUUUCAAGAAAGUAAUUUGAUUCACAUGUUACAUGACGCACUGGGAACACUCAGAACUGUCAUAUCCUCUACACAGCUGCCCUACUACAUGAUUCCGGAGCGUAAUCUGAUGGCAGCGUGUGGAUUGAAGGAUGAACAACAGCGUAAAUGGGUAGCAGAUAUCACGAACAUGAUGGCAGAAGGCCCGAAGGUAAUGCUGAGAUUGUCGAAGAUACGGAAUGCCAUUAUAUGCCACCAAGAGCCGCUGCUGUGGUUUAGCAGGAGAAAAAUAGAGCUGGAGAUGCUGAUGCUGGAGUAUAACAGAAUAAUGCCCCGUGAUUAUGAGCACAGGCAGUAUGAUAACGCAUAUAUCAUCGAGCAGGAGAUAAGGAGACACAUGAAUGAGCUACUGCGAGAGGUCCAUAUGCGGAUGUUAAUGGAAGGAGGUUAUGUAAAUGAUCCGAUGGACAUAUGGAGAAGAGUGUUGAUGUAAUCAUAAAUUGGGUUUAUAGUUUCAUUGAUUCACACAAGUAAAACAUAUAUUGUAUCUGUGUAUCAUCAUAAUGUGCUUCAGUGUAUGCUUAAUUGUAGUAUAUAGAAAACAAUCAGUAUGAUAGCCACUUCUUAAUAAGAUGUAAUAAGUUAUUCAGUAGGAGGCAUUAAAAUGUUUGUUCUCGGUGUGAUAAUCAUUAUAUGUAAAAAAUUAUUGUAAACGGGAUUAAAUGUAUACAGAAUACUUAUUGAAGCUCUUUCCUCAGGAUGAUAUUGCGAAUUAUUAUUAUAAUUAAACAAGAUUUCUCUUUUUUGCAAAAACGAACAAACAAACAAACAAACAUUUAUUCUCAAUUGAAUUGUUUCAGCUCGUUCAAAUAUCUUAUUCGCAAUAUGAGCUUCUUGUUUGUUGUUCAAUUGUGAAUAAAGAUUUCCUCCGAUGUACAAUUCACGUUGAAAUUGUUUAAUAAAUGACCUUUGAAAAUCAUAUAAUGCACGCUAAAAUUGCAUCAGUCUUUAUAUAUCAAAUCUCUUAAACUGAAAAGGUCCCAAUUAAUAAAUCGCCCAAGUACGAACAUUGCCUGAAAUAUUGUAACGUUGUUUAUUGAAAAUUGAUGUACACACUUUAUUAUUUAUGUUUAUACAGUUUAUAAUUUAAUGCAUAGUAUUUAUAGCAUUCCUGCGCUUACUUAUUAUUUCCCGAUGUUCUUGCUGGUACUUGCAGAAUAUUAGACAAAUAGGAAAUAUACAUUACAAAUAUGUACACUUUUAGUCCAACUGCACGCUUGUGACCGUAGACAUAAUUGAUACUACAUCAGAUCAUAUUAUAUGCGUCCUAAAGUGACGAAGUCGAAAAUUUAUCUUUAGUAAAUUCUGUUUUUAAGUGCAUGUGCAUUUGUUAUCAUUUUAUAAACGCAUUCAUCAGACCGUGUGUUAAUUAGGGACAAUGUCAGCCGGUUACACUGGUUAGUAUCUCACGUCUAAGGGAUAUAAUUGAAUAACCAGUAAGUUGAACUGUUCGUUUUUAUUUUCCUGUCAAGCUGAUUGCAAUGUACUAGCUUAACGUAUUUUUACUGACAUGUUCAUGGCUUUAUUAAACAACCGUCUGGUAUAACAAGCAAGCAAAAUUCAUCCGAAGUCAGCUGAGAAUAAAUAUAAGGGGUAAUUUAUUGGAAACAUUUAGGGUAAGGGCUUGACGCAUUUAUUUUAAUGUUUUUCGUCGGUCAUUGUCGUGCAUUUAAAAAACAAGCAUUUAAUCAAUUUCUUAUAAAGGGGAACGAACAUAAAAUUUAGUUAGAGCGGUAGCAUUUUUUUUGUUGAAUGACGCUACAUUCACAUGGCGUGUUAUGUAUUUAUUAUCAGCUUGUUUUCGCGAUUGAAAUAUAUUGUGCAUUUGUAUUUCGAAAGGACACGGUUUUCUUUCCACACUUUGAAAUAAAAAUUGUUUGUAUUAUAUUGGAUUUGUCAACUCCAAAUUUAAUCACGAUACUUUUCUAUAGAAAUAGAAGUCAGAUUGUGUUAUUAAGAGCAAAAGAACAAAUUUCGGUAGGCUCUCCUGGCUUUCAAAAUUUUAAAUAAUGUAGGUAAGAAACAUUGUAAUAUGGUUUCAUGUGUCCAAAAUCUGAUUUCAGUGCAAUUUCAACGAUUCGGGCUGGUAAACUCAAUUGGUAGAGCACUUCACUAAAAAAAUGCGGUUUCGAUCCCUCGACCGGCCACAUAAUGUGUUUGGGUAUUAGUCAUACAGGCAAUAUGGUUUGAGUUGCUUCCAUCAUUCAAUCCUAUUUACGGCUAGCAAUUGAACUGUAUACAUAAUGAAAACUGAUUUUAAGUUCAUAUUACAUUGGAAAUUUAUAUUGUUUUACGAUGUAUAGUCAUGUUAAGUACAUUGAUAAGCGUUGAAUGUCUCUUAUAAUUCAUUUUAUGAAUGGCCAAUGCUUUAUCUAUAGCUUUAUGUUUUAUAUGUAUGCAUUGUGAAAGUUGUAAAUAUUGGAUGAUACUAUAAUAAACUAUAAAACUAAAACUACAACGCUGUGUACGGCUAUUU
Molecule: messenger RNA, 3632 nt
Organism: Dreissena polymorpha
Lineage: Eukaryota; Metazoa; Mollusca; Bivalvia; Myida; Dreissenidae
Exons: 3
Coding region: 159-1589 (476 amino acids)
Source: RefSeq, a predicted model, not a curated record